AUGAUGACCCCGGACAUGAUACGGCUGGCAACGGAGCAGAUGGGGCGCAUGUCCCCUUCUUCACAUCCUCUCACUCCCAACCCAAUCUCGCACUCUUCCCUCCACCCCUCCCUCCCCUCCCAUGCAGAUGAUGACCCCGGACAUGAUUCGGCUGGCAACGGAGCAGAUGGGGCGCAUGUCACCAGAGGAAUGAUGACCCCGGACAUGAUUCGGGUGGCAACAGAGCAGAUGGGGCGCAUGUCACCGGAGGAGUCUAUUAUGAUGAUCCCGGACAUGAUACGGCUGGCCACGGAGCAGAUGGGGCGCAUGUCGCCAGAGGAGUCUAUUGUUGAGGCCAAAUGGACCCCUUCCUCCCCAAUCCCCUCCAUGUGCCCUCACUUCUCUUCAGAUGAUGACCCCGACAUGAUUCGGCUGGCCACGGAGCAGAUGGGGCGCAUGUCGCGAGGGGAGUCUAUUAUGAUGACCCCGGACAUGAUUCGGCUGGCCACGGAGCAGAUGGGGCGCAUGUCACCGGAGGACAUGCGGCGGGCAGCGGAGCAGAUGAAGCACCUCAGCCCGCACCAGAUCGCCUCCGCCAUGGGCACCGCCGGUGCGGGCGGGGGGAUCCCAGGGGCAGCAGCAGCGGGAGGAGGGGGAGGGGGGGGAGGAGCAGGACCUGCAGCAGGGGGGUUGCCGGACGUGGCAUCGUAUAUGAGCCAGAGGCAGCAGUACGAGCUGAACGCUGCAACGAUGCUCAAGAACGAGGGUAACAAGCUACAUGGGAUGGGAAAGUACUCGGAAGCUGCAGAGAAGUAUAACCGGGCGCGGGACAAUCUAGCCAUGCACUCGUCCCCAGCAGCGGUGUCGCUGCGUCGCACGUGUGCAGUCAACCUCAUGUCCUGCCACCUCAAGACCAACGCCUUUGCCCAUGCUGUCUCUGUUGGCACUCAGGUAAUUUCCGAGGAUGGGUCUAACCUCAAGGCGCUGUACAGACGAGGAUUGGCUUAUAAGGAGCUCGGGCAGCUGAAAGAGGCAGCAGCUGACCUUUCUACAGCGGCUCAGAUUUCACCAGAUGAUGAAACGCUGGCAGGCGUGCUCAGAGAAACCAAAGCAGCACUGGAAGCUACAAAGAAGAAAGUUUCUCUGGAGGAAAUCGAUGAGGGCGACGAUGCUCCUGCUGCCUCCCUGGCUGGGUCAACUGCUCCCGGCGAUGAUGACGAGCAAGGAUCCAGCAGCAGUGGCGGCGCUGAGUGGCAACCCCAAGAGCAUGGCACUCUCUUCUGCUGGACUCACACACACUCCCUGCCCCCCUCGCCCUCCACUCCCUCGCACCACCCCAGCAACAUGCAGGCGAUGAUGACGAGCAUGGAUCCAGCAGCAGUGGCGGCGCUGAGUGGCGGCGCCCUAUCCCCCGAAAUGGCCCGCACUGCAGCACAGCUCGUCGGCUCCAUGUCCCCGGAAGACCUCCAAAAGAUGAUGCGCCUGGCUUCUACUUUCAGCCAAGCGGGGGGCGGGGUUGCUGGGGGGACGGGGGGAGGGGGUGUAGGGGGAACGGGGGGAGCAGGGGGCGCAGGGGGUGCUGGGGGAGUGGAGACAGGAAGGGCAGCAGGUGGUGUUGGCAUGAGUGGCGGUGGCAGUGGCAGCAGAGGGAGCAGCAGUGAUGAUUCUGAUCCUGUCCUGACUCCCACAACCGGGAGUGCAAGCAGCAGAAGCAUAGCCAAUGCUGCUUCUGCUCCUGCUGCUGCUGUUACAGAGACCACGUAUGGAAUGCCUCCUGGAUUUGGGAGAGAAGCUGAGGCAGCAGGGGGAGCAGCAGGAGGAGGGGGGUUCAGUGGAGGAGGGAUGGGAGCGGCUGGGAUGCCGGCACCAGGUGUCGGCGGGGGAUUGGACCCGAUGCAGCUGCAGGAACGGCUGUUGAACGACCCUUCCACUGUGAAGCUGAUGAGCGACAUGAUGCAGCAGCUGAGUGCAGAGGACAUUGCAGCCAUGAGCUCACGCAUGGGACAGAGCAUGUCUGUGGAGCAGGCAGAGCAGGCGAAGCGCAUGAUGCAGGGGCUGGGACCCGAAAGGCUAGCCACUGUGAGCAUGUCAGUGGAGCAGGCAGAGCAGGCCAAGCGCAUGAUGCAGGGGCUGGGACCUGAGUGGCUGGCUACGGUGGUGAGUGGUGGUGUAGGGUGCGUGUCUGACGUUGGAAAGGUAGUAAGUGCGCAUGGGGCAGAGCAUGUGAGUGGAGCAGGCAGAGCAGGCCAAUCGCAUGAUGCAAGGGCUGGGACCUGA
Messenger RNA from Closterium sp. Naga37s-1, 2256 nucleotides. The record is from the annotation of a GenBank genome assembly. Lineage: Eukaryota; Viridiplantae; Streptophyta; Zygnematophyceae; Desmidiales; Closteriaceae.